Messenger RNA from Dromaius novaehollandiae (emu), 4768 nucleotides. It is a transcript of the gene PRKG2, whose product is annotated as protein kinase cGMP-dependent 2. Lineage: Eukaryota; Metazoa; Chordata; Aves; Casuariiformes; Dromaiidae. The transcript has 26 exons. Gene Ontology annotation, biological process: protein phosphorylation. The coding region runs from base 235 to 2448 and encodes 737 amino acids. Gene Ontology annotation, molecular function: ATP binding; cGMP-dependent protein kinase activity. The record is from RefSeq and is a predicted model, not a curated record.
GCUGUGAUACCACAGAGGAUGGAAAGCCGUGCAUGGUCCUAAUCAAGAUGCAGUUCUGCUAGAUCAAAGGAACUGAGCUGGGCAAGAGCAAAGGCGGCUGACAUGCAUUGACCAACAGAAGGUGCUUUCUCCGUUCUCAGUGGUUCUGGGCUGGCAGGAGGACUUAGAAAAGGUCACAGCACUGCUCCAAAGGAAGACUUUAGCUCUUACUAAUUUGCCAGGUCUCUGGACAAAAUGGGCAAUGGAUCAGUGAAACCCAAGCAUCUGAAGCGGCCAGAUAGACAUAUAGCAAACCUCUCUACUGGCUGUGCUGGCAACUAUAAGUUUUUGAAGGACCCAGCUUUGGGCAUCAGUGUGACUGGGCAAGUUGAUGUUCUUUGCAGCAGGGUGCUUGAACUGGAAAAGGAGCUGAAGAGAAAAGAUGAAGAAUUACGAGACAGUGAAUGCCAUGUUGCUGAGCUUCAGGAACAGCUGGCUGUGCAGACUAAGGUCAUAGCAGAACUCACCAAGGAACUUCAGAGCAAGUGUAUACAGCUGAACAAACUGCAGGAUGUUGUUAACAUUCAGGGAGAGAGCUCUCUUCAGGCUUCUCCAUUUAAAGUGGCUCCAAGGAUUAAAGUCUCUGCUAAUAGCAGGAGAGGUGCUAAGGAAGGUGUGUCUGCAGAACCGACAACAUGGCUGUAUGAUCUGAGCAAGCAGGCUAGGUUUUCCUUUGAAAAAGCAAGAGUCAGAAAGGAUUCCAGUGAGAAGAAGCUCAUCACGGAUGCCCUGAAUAAAAAUCAGUUCCUGAAGAGACUGGAGCCUCAGCAGAUUCGGGACAUGGUGGAAUGUAUGUAUGAAAGGACUUACCAGCAAGGGAGUUACAUCAUCAGACAGGGAGAGCCAGGCAAUCACAUUUUUGUACUCGAAGAGGGCAAUCUGGAAGUCUUUCAGCAGAACAAGCUACUCUCCUCAAUACCUGUGUGGACAGCAUUUGGUGAACUAGCCAUUUUAUACAACUGUACGCGGACAGCCUCUGUGAAAGCAAUCACCAAUGUUAAAACAUGGGCAUUGGACAGAGAAGUGUUUCAAAAUAUCAUGAGGGUGACAGCACAAACAAGACAAGAGCAAUACAGAAGCUUCCUUAGAAGUGUGUCCCUGCUGAAAAGCUUACCUGAAGAUAAAUUAACCAAGAUCAUGGACUGCCUGGAGGUGGAGUACUAUGACAAGGGAGAUUAUGUUAUUCGAGAAGGAGAAGAGGGCAGUACCUUCUUUAUCAUAGCAAAAGGAAAGGUGAAAGUUACCCAGAGUACUGCAGGUCACUCACAGCCUCAGCUGAUUAAGACUCUACAUAAGGGAGAUUAUUUUGGGGAGAAGGCUCUGAUUAGUGAUGAUGUCAGAUCAGCCAACAUUAUUGCAGAUGAAAAUGAUGUGGAGUGCCUCGUUAUAGAUAGAGAGACAUUUAAUCAAACUGUUGGAACUUUUGAAGAGCUCCAAACAUACCUUGAGGGUUAUGUAGCUAACCUGGCCCGCGCUGAUGAAAAGCGACAUGCAAAAAGAAGAUCCCUCUGUGGACAGCUGACCAGAGAGGUCUCCUUGGAGAUGAUACAGCUGAAGGAGAAAGUAGCCCAGUUCCCUUCUUCCCCAUUCCAGAAUUUGGAAGUUGUCACAACUCUGGGCGUUGGUGGGUUCGGAAGGGUUGAGCUUGUUAAAGUGAAAAAUGAGAAUGUGGCUUUUGCUAUGAAGUGUAUAAAGAAGAAACAUGUAGUGGACACCAAACAACAAGAGCAUGUCUACUCUGAAAAGAAAAUCCUCGAGGAGAUAUGUUCUCCAUUCAUUGUAAAACUAUACCGCACAUUCAAGGAUAGUAAGUAUGUAUACAUGCUACUGGAGGCCUGCCUUGGAGGGGAAUUGUGGAGCUUGCUGAGAGACAGAGGCAGCUUUGAUGAAUCCACUACUAAGUUCUGUGUUGGGUGUGUGACAGAGGCUUUUGAGUAUCUGCAUCAUAUAGGAAUUAUCUACAGAGACCUGAAGCCAGAAAAUUUAAUUUUGGAUGCUGAAGGAUAUAUAAAACUGGUUGAUUUUGGAUUUGCAAAGAAGAUUGGAUCAGGGCAGAAAACCUGGACGUUUUGUGGAACCCCUGAGUAUGUUGCCCCUGAAGUCAUUCUGAGUAAAGGCCAUGACUUCAGUGUGGAUUUUUGGUCCCUUGGGAUUCUUGUGUAUGAACUCCUUACUGGCAGUCCGCCAUUCUCUGGGGCUGAUCAAAUGAUGACCUAUAAUUUGAUUCUCAAAGGCAUUGAAAAACUGGAUUUUCCUAAAAUAAUAACACGGCGGCCUGAGGAUUUGAUCCGCAGACUCUGCAGGCAAAAUCCUACAGAAAGAUUAGGCAAUCUGAGGAAUGGAAUUAAUGACAUCAAGAAGCACAGAGAACAUGCCUUAGGAGCCAGGAGGGAUGGCGAUUCUUCUUGAGGACAUAGCCAAGGAUCAGUCAGCCUGCACUCAGUGGACAGAAGCACCUUUCCUGCAGUCCUGCACCAGACCGGAGAUGUAGAAAACCCUGAAGAGAAAGAAAGCCCCAUUCCACCGCUUGUGCCAGGCACUGUGUGCAGACUGACCGGAGCGGGAUGCAGUCCUGAUCUUCUGCCAAAGGGCCCAGCGGCUCCAACUCCCUGCCAGGAUGCAGGACACCAGGGCCUGCGCCCCCUCACCUUGUGAGAAGCUGGGUCCCUCGAGCAGUUUCCUGGGAAUGGGCUUCACUUCUCCUAAGGAACAGAGUCGUUGCAGUAUGGUGACUCUCCAGCCUCCUAUGGGGAGUUUGAAAGUUGCCAGGGUCUGCUGCCCACUGGUCGUCCAGGCCGGCCUCCAGCUUAGCCUGCGGCAACCUUCGAGUGUCCCAGUGACACCAGGCCAAGGAGUGGGCUGACGGUGAGAAGUUACAAGGCGAGCCCUACAACACCAGCAGCCUGGGGUUGUAUCUUUCCUCCAGGUCCAGUGCCUCAGAAGCUGCAGAGCAGCAGCCCUCCACAGAAAGCACUGGCGGGAAGCAGAUUUAUACCGACAGGAGGUCUGGCUGUCCAGUGGUUUUGCUAAAGAGCAGGAGAAAAGAACAUCCACGUGCAGAAGCUGAGGGACAGGCUCGAUCGCCGUUUAACACUAUGCUUUCCUGAGGGCACUGUUCCUUUCAGAGCAAAACAAUCUGUGUCAGCCCUCAGCGCUCAGGAUUUGCAGGGCGAUGGCAUCAGGCACCACGGCCCUGACCCGCGGGCUGGUGUCGCCGGCCCCUGGCCCCGCGGAGCCGCCAGCCCAUGUGGCACCCUGAGAGCAGGUGAAUGCACGUGUCUCUGGGAGACCUUUUCUGCGCUCGCUGCCGGGAGCAGCGGUUUUGUUAGCUGAACUAAAUCCCCGUGUCGAGUCUCGGCGGUAACAGCCUGAAGCGGCGGAGGUCUUUCCAGCGCAGCCGCCAGGCGGCGCCGCCGCGCCGGGACCCCGCGCCCGCCCCGCCCGGCCCCGCUGCGGCGGCCGCCGGCUGCGGCUGCUGCUGCGGGCGGCGACCCCGGCCCCGGCCCCGGCCCCGGCCCGGUGAGUGCGGGGAGCCCCUUCCCACCCGGACCCCGGACCCGGCGCGGCGGGGGGGGGGGCGGAAGGGGGGGCUCUGGGGGGCGCCCGCAGGGCCCGGGCGCGGCGCUGGCGGAAGGCGCGGAGCCCUCCCUGGGGGCGGCCCCGGGCCAGGCGGCGGCGGGCCGGGCCGCGGGGCCAACGGAGGGGGCGAGGGCCUUUGCCAGCGCAGGUGAUGCCACGUGGGAGCAGCCGAGCGGGGAAGGCUCAGCCCGAGCCGCGGCGAGGAGCGCAGCGCGGACACGGGGAACGCCGGCGCGGGAGGGAGGCGGCGUCCGGGACAGAGGAGCCCCAGCAGUACUGUCUGGGACGGCCAGUGCAAAUGCCGCAGCUUCACCCCAGCACUCCACUCGCCUCCCUCCUGCCCCGCGCGUGGCCCCACUCCUGGCUGGGGACGACCUGCCUGCGCCCGCCUGGCUCCGGGAAACCCUGCUGGGAGCACCGCGCGGGCUCCUUGCAGCGCUGGCUCCCAACAGCUCAGCUCCAGCUCCAGCGGUGCCCCGACCUGCGCCCGGGGACAGAGGAGCCCCAGCAGGGCUGCCUGGGACGGCCAGUGCCAACGCCCCCGCGUCGCCCCAGCGCCGGCUCUGGGACGCUGCCGCCUGCGCGCAGAGCCUGGGACAGCGUGUCCGGCAGCAGGGGCUGCAUCCCGGCCCCUCUCGCCCCCGCGGGCACCUCGGAGGCGCUGCCUGGUGAGCCGGGGGACGUUUUCCCCCGGUGCCUUCUCCCUGAGGAGCCUGGGGGGUUGUGUCCCUGCGAAGCCGGGAGCACCACGAGGUUUGUUUCCUCCCGGACAGGAGCCGCCCGGCUCCCUGCUCGCAGCAGGACGAUGCCUCCGCUCGCCUCCCUCCCGCCCUGCGCGGGGCCCCGCUCCUGGCUGGGGACGACCUGCCUGCGCCCGCCUGGCUCUGGGCCUCCUUGGGAGCCUGCUGGGAGCACAGCGGGGGCUCCUCGCAGCUCAGCUCCGGCUCCUUAGGGCUCGGCCUCAUGACAGCAGUGGUGGUGACUGACAAGGUCGUAAAUCAAUCACUGUCACAGCUUGCGUAUUAAUAUCAUGGUUCAGUAUUCCAUACAUAUUACACAGUUAGUUUAUUAACAGUGUACAUACUCCAUGCACACAUUGAAUAAAGAGUCCCAGUCUUGUACAAAGGGGGAAUAAACAGGGGAACUGGAA